This is a messenger RNA of Metopolophium dirhodum (rose-grain aphid), 2805 nucleotides long. RefSeq names its product hemicentin-1-like. The coding region runs from base 144 to 2648 and encodes 834 amino acids. Gene Ontology annotation, molecular function: protein binding. The record is from RefSeq and is a predicted model, not a curated record. The transcript is spliced from 16 exons. NCBI's taxonomy places the organism in Eukaryota, Metazoa, Arthropoda, Insecta, Hemiptera, Aphididae.
ACGGGCGGCCAGACGUAGCCGACCGGAAGUGUAGCACGCCGCCGCCGCCGCCGCCACAAUAUCCUUCGCCGGUCCCGCGAGCAGCACGUGCCGCGAAGUCAGCGCGUGUCUCCGUCCAGCUCGUCUCUUCCGCAAAUCACGAAAUGGUUGAAUUCAACUUGACGUUAUUACUUUGGCUACUGGUGAUGGUUACACACAACCUCGAAGGUUUGACGACAACCAACUUUUUGUCACCUGAAAUACAUAAUGUUAUACAUAUUGAUGCCGUUUUGGGAGAUAAGGCUGAACUACCAUGUCACGUUCAAACUAACAACAGUACAACAGAUUCACCGAUUUUAGUUAUUUGGUAUAGAGGACAAGAUUAUCCGAUUUAUAGCAUUGAUCAACGGGAGCACACGACGAGCAAACAUUGGUCGGAUCAUUCUAUGGAAGAUAGAAUCUAUUACACGGAAAACAAAGGAUUCGCUGUUUUAAUAAUUGAGGACGUCCGUACAUCUGAUGGGGGUCAGUACAGGUGCCGAGAAGAUUUUAAGUAUUCACCGACGCGCAACAAUUUUAUUUUACUCGAUGUUAUAGUACCACCGAGCAGACUGGAAAUCUUAGACAACGAGAAAAACGUCGUUUGGAAUUCCACAUUGCCACCCGUCAUGGAAAACGAGCCGUUGGAAAUCACGUGUAAAGCGUACGACGGAAAUCCUUUACCACGCUUAACGUGGAAUAUCCGAGGAGAAAACAAUAUAGACAGUACAUACGGCAUUGAGAUAGACGACAGUACAGUGGCCAAUGUGUUACGAAUUGAUCACGUUCAUCGAGAAAACCUCGGUAGAAAACUCAUUUGCGAAGCGUCCAACAUGCCAAACACCAUUCAAAUAUCGACGUCAGUUACUAUGAAUGUUUACCUGAAACCAUUAAGCGUUUCCAUCACAGGAGCCGAACACCCUUUUCUCUCAGGAGAGCCAAGUAAUCUCGAUUGCAUUUCAUAUGGUUCAAGGCCAGCAGCUAACAUAACAUGGUACCACAAUGGACGGGUCAUCGAGUACGAAACAAAAAGGGUAAAGGUGGUUGGAAAUAAUAAUAUGACAUGGAGCACUUUGAAAUUAGUACCCUCUGAUGACGAUAAUCAAAGUGUUAUAAGCUGUGUUGCAAGCAACAUAUAUUUUCCAGCUGACUCAAAAGAACAACAAAUAAUACUUAACGUUCACUAUCCUCCGAGGCUAAAAAUAUGUUUGGGCAGGAACCUAAAUGUUUCCAACAUUAAAGAAGGAUCAGAUGUGUACUUCGAAUGCACCAUCAAUGCUUCUCCGUCCAUUACCAGACUUGAUUGGGAUCACAAUGGAUCAAAUGUCGGACAACAUGAAAGCCGGAGGACAAUUGUGAGCAAUCAAACCUUAGUUUUGCAAUCAAUUACACGUAAAGGUUCUGGAAGUUACCGGUGCAUAGCCUCAAAUGCCAGAGGAAAAUCGAUAAGCGAUGCCUAUAACCUUGACGUUAAAUACGAACCAUCUUGUAAAACCGAUCAACAACGCGUAUACGGAGCGCACAAAGGAGAAACUGCAUGGGUCAAGUGUGACGUCAACAGCAAUCCUAUACCUACUUCGUUCCGUUGGGCUUUCAACAACUCCGUAUCCGGUUUGAUCAACGUAGCUAAUUCUGACAAAAGCAUGGCCACCAUUAAGUUCAAAGUAUUAGACUUUGGUACACUCCUGUGCUGGGCAACCAACUCUUUGGCAACCCAAUCGCAACCGUGUGUUUAUCACAUUGUACCAGCAGGUAGACCAGAUCCACCUAGAAACUGUUUGCCAGUGAACGUGACAAGUACUCGAUUUACAAUUCGGUGCGAGCCCGGAUACGGUGGUGGACUUCCGCAACAUUUUGCGUGCACAGUGGCCACAAUCGACCGACCGGAUGUAGCCGAAGCCAGUUACGUUGGCCAAACCGGUCAUGUUGCUGUCAAAAUUACUGGGUUGCGACCGUCCACCCGAUACGUGGCCACAGUUUACGCAAGCAACGCAAAAGGCUCAAGUAUCGGCCAAGUACGAGUUUACGUCGAAACAGCUCCUAAUCCCAAGGACCCGCGAGUAGCUGGAGACUCGACCAGCACUGCUACACGGUUUUCGGAAGCCGCACACAUAGGUAUGCUGCUGCUUGGAUGCUGUUUUGUGGGAGUAUGUGCAAUGGCGGUGGUGUACGCCAAACGGUUGGCGGCCAACGUCCGCGGACGAUCAGUAUUCCGGGAACGGCAAACUGUCAGGAUUCAAAACGGUGAAGAAAUUCGAUUUACAGGGUCCAAGGGUGUCGACGAACGUCCAGUUGUCACAAAUGAUGAAAGGGAAAUGCAAACUGGAUCGAAAAUCAAAAUCAAAAUUCAUGAAAAUCUGAAAAAUGGCCAAUACAAAGAAAUUACAUCAGAAUCGCCGUAUUCUGUACUAACUAUACAAAAUAUUAAUACUUCACGAUCGUCGCAGUCUGAAGGUCGUUUGAAUGAUAAAAAUAAUGUCCGGCUAUUCACACCACGAACGCAGAACAGCAAUCAACAAAAGAUAUGCGAAUCGUUCGUACUUUAUCCAAACCACAAGUCCAUUCCAAUGCAGGAUAUGGUUUACACCAGCAGGGCCAAGCCAUGCGCUGAAGUAGAAAGCAUUGUAUAGAUUAACAUAUUUCAUUUUAGCUCACUUGUCAGUGCCUAAACGGACAUUGUCAUCAUGGUAGUGGCCAGUGCAAAUGGUAGCGCAUACACACCGACUGUUGUGGCGCAGGUCCGUUACAUGUUACAAUGGUUCGGUGAGUGGAGUGAAAUGGAACGCG